AGCAGCAGCAGCAGCAGCAGCAGCAGCAGCAGCAGCAGCAGCAGCAGCAGCAGCAGCAGCAGCAGCAGCAGCAGCAGGAGGAUGGGGGGCAUGUCUCUGGCAAAGUGAAGAUUCUGCUUCCCAGGAGAGGCCCCUCAGCAGCAGCAGCAGGAAAUGCAGCAGCAGCAGCAGCGGACAAUGCAGCAGCGGAUGCAGCAGCAGCAGCAGCAGCAGAAAAUGCAGCAGCAGAUGCAGCAGCAGCAGCAGCAGCAGCAGCAGCAGUGCAGGUCUUAUCGCUGGACCAGGCAUAUUGGGGUGUACGCACAGGGGACUUGCUGCUGCUGCAGUUCAGCAGCAAAGACAGCAGCAGCAAAGACAGCAGCAGCAAAGACAGCAGCAGCAAAGACAGCAGCAGCAAAGACAGCAGCAGCAAAUAUAAACCCCUUCUUAUCAUAUCACAAACUUGGGGGCCCCCCAAAGCCACAGGGGCCCCCGAGGGGGCCCCCCAAGGGGGCCCCCAGGGGGCCCCCCGGGGGGCCCCCCAGGGGGCCCCCGGGGGGCCCCCAAGUGGGUUUGACCCAAACCCGAACCCUGAAGCCAAACGCCUGUUUGAGAAAACCCCUGGGGUUUGA
Molecule: messenger RNA, 611 nt
Organism: Eimeria necatrix
Lineage: Eukaryota; Apicomplexa; Conoidasida; Eucoccidiorida; Eimeriidae
Exons: 2
Biological process (GO): regulation of transcription by RNA polymerase II
Cellular component (GO): nucleus
Molecular function (GO): transcription cis-regulatory region binding
Source: RefSeq, a predicted model, not a curated record